UAAAACACAUCUUUGUCCUGGUGACCAAUAGGAUAGCUCAACCAGAAUCCGCUCAUUUACAUAACCUCGUCCCCCUCGCAAGAGAGCCGCUGAAAACUCGCGAAUCGCAGCGCGGCGUAAUCCGAACCUUAAUUUGCGUACAGCCUCUAUAAGUACCGAGUCGCUUCCGGUAACCUCGGUGCCGCUGCUGUGUGUGUGUUCGUGGUGGUCUCUGCAGCUCGUGCUUGCCGUUAUGCCUGAGCCGGCAAAAUCCGCCCCGGCGUCCAAGAAGGGCUCGAAGAAAGCUGUCACCAAAGCCCAGAAGAAGGACGGCAGGAAGCGCAAGCGCAGCCGCAAGGAGAGCUAUUCCAUCUAUGUGUACAAGGUACUGAAGCAAGUGCACCCGGACACCGGCAUCUCGUCCAAGGCCAUGGGCAUCAUGAACUCGUUCGUCAACGACAUCUUCGAGCGCAUCGCGGGCGAAGCGUCGCGCCUGGCGCAUUACAACAAGCGCUCGACCAUCACCUCCCGGGAGAUCCAGACGGCCGUGCGCCUGCUGCUGCCCGGCGAGCUGGCCAAGCACGCCGUGUCCGAGGGCACCAAGGCGGUCACCAAGUACACCAGCUCCAAGUGAGUGCCUGCCGGGAUGCGGCACGCGCACGAGUUGCCGGGCCGCUUGACUUUCCAAAGGCUCUUUUCAGAGCCACCCACCUUCUCAGUGGAAGAAGCUGUUAUCCAAUUUAUUUUCAUUUUGUUAUGGUUCUUUUCUGUGCCACUUACUCUUUCCGUAGUGUAAAUUUACCAUUUUCCUUAGGAUGAAGGGAAAAACCCAAGAUAGGACCAGAUUUUGUCUAUCGAUCAAGAACUAGCUAGAGUAAUUGUUCAUUCUCAUGCAAGUAACUUGCCUUUUCCAGUAAAACGGUUAGCGAUGGGUGAUGAUCAGUGUAAAUCUACUCAGGAGGAUGGGGUAAAAAGUUAAACAGUGGUUGCUCUGCAGCAAUUAGAUUGUAAAUUCAUUUUUCUUGAGCUCUGAAAACCAAAUGUAACACCGUUUAAAAAAAAAACGCAAUACUUUGAGACCACGCCCCAGCACGUAUAGAAAAUCUAUACGUCGACUAAAAAAAAAUCUGCGUUAAGAAUCAAAUUUUAUUCGGUGACUUGCUGAGGACUAAGCCCGAGACAGCCUUUCAGAUAGCUCUGAGGGACUAUUCCAAGGCGGUAUGGGAGGAACCAGAAUAUAUACCAGUUUUGCAAAACCAAACCAGGUAGUUGAACGUCAAAAGAAUUCUAAUUAAUGAAAAUUUAAAAAAACGAUCUCAAGUUAAUGAAUUUAGCACUUCUCUAUGGGAAGGUGAAAGAGUGGGCUGAUUGAAAUCAUUCAUUCGAUAUGCACCUUAACUGUCUAGGUGCAGUAUCCUGUUUUUCUCCAUCCCGAAUCCCCUCAGGGUGCACAGUUGGGGUAGCUGCAGCGGCUGAUGGCUUGAUGGCCACAACAUCCUUUGAUUACUGAUAUGGCAGGUGACAUUUUUCAUCCACAUUUCAUCUAGACAAUUUUUAGUCUAGACACACGUCGUGUCUCACUUUGCUAUUCCUUUCGGUUAAUAUUUGAACAGAGGCCUGAAGAAGAAAGUGAGCCAUAGGAUAUCUUGGAGAAGAGUAUUCUAAGAACAAAAACAGCAAGUGCAAAGGCCCUGAGGCAGGCACAAGUUUGAGGAGUUCAAGGAAUAAGCAAGACCACUGUGGUUAAAGCACAGUGAGCAAAGGAAAGAUCUGCAGGGAGAUGUGAUCAGAAAGGUAGUUGAGAGUCAUUAUGUAUGCCAUUGAAGGGCCUCUAGGCCAUUGCAAAGAUUUUGUCUUUAAUUCUAAGUAGGUUAGAGUGCCUUUGGAGAGUUUGAUAAGAGUACUGACAUUAUUCGACUUACGCUAAAGCUCACCCAGGAUGCUAUGUUGAAAAAUAGACUAUAGAUGAGCAAGAGUAGAGGCAGGGAGAAUAUCAAAAGGGCUACAGUAAUAGCUCAGGAGAGAGAUGGGUGGUAGCCGUGGAGAUGAUGAAAAGUAGUCAAGAUAUAUUUUAAAUGAAACUGAUGAAUUGUAAAUAGGUUAUGACAGAAAGAGAGGAAUCAAGGAUUAACUGCAGGUUCUUGGACUGAGCACUUGGAAAGAGCUGCAAUUUACUGAUACGAGAGGCAAGUAGGUUUGGAGGAGGAAAGCCUAGAGUAAUGUCUUGGACAAAAUUUUGAGACUACUGGUAGCUAUCCAGGUGGAAAUAUCAAAUAGGAAAUACCAAAUUCCCAAGUUGGGAAUAUGAAAUAUGAGAACUGGAGUUCAAGGAAGAGAAAGGACAAAGGGGUAGAUUCUAAAACCCCGAUUCUUGCUCGUUUAUAGGUGAUCUAUCGUUUUUUCUCUGGACGCUUUUAGAAUCGCUAUAACAUGUCUAGAUAUGGUUUUUUCCAUAUCUAGCUUUGGUCUCAGUGUUUCACUAAAAUCCCCCAUCCAACUUCAGUUUCAACCUCCAACCUUAGAAGGCAGAAUAAUGAAAUGUCUAAAUCAAUGUUAAUUGGGCAUCCCUUGGCUAUUGCAACCACAUAAAUCACUGUUAUCUCUAAUAAGUGUAGCAAAAUAUGAACAAAGGAUAUCAUUAAGAGUUCUAGUUAAUAUAUAGAUGAUCACUCUCAAACAUACAUAAGACUUUUAAAUAUAAUGUAGUAAAAAAAUCUUAUAUGUUCAUAUGUUGAAAUUUUAUCAGUUAACAUUAUACUGUAAAAAUAAAAUGGAAUA
Globicephala melas (long-finned pilot whale) is the source of this 2757-nucleotide messenger RNA. RefSeq names its product histone H2B type 2-E-like. The record is from RefSeq and is a predicted model, not a curated record. Gene Ontology annotation, molecular function: structural constituent of chromatin; protein heterodimerization activity; DNA binding. NCBI's taxonomy places the organism in Eukaryota, Metazoa, Chordata, Mammalia, Artiodactyla, Delphinidae. Gene Ontology annotation, cellular component: nucleosome.